Dunckerocampus dactyliophorus (ringed pipefish) is the source of this 2331-nucleotide messenger RNA. RefSeq names its product N-myristoyltransferase 1a (gene nmt1a). The transcript is spliced from 12 exons. The coding region runs from base 41 to 1498 and encodes 485 amino acids. Gene Ontology annotation, molecular function: glycylpeptide N-tetradecanoyltransferase activity. Gene Ontology annotation, cellular component: cytoplasm. Lineage: Eukaryota; Metazoa; Chordata; Actinopteri; Syngnathiformes; Syngnathidae. The record is from RefSeq and is a predicted model, not a curated record. Gene Ontology annotation, biological process: N-terminal peptidyl-glycine N-myristoylation.
CCUGUAGGACACGCGCUGGCGACUCACUUCCUGGUUGAAGAUGGCGGAUGAGAAUGAGACAGCACCAUUGCCGGAGAAAGAAGACGUAGAAGACCACGGGCACUGCAGCGACUGUGAAAAUGAAGAGCACCACCUUGACGAUGGUGACAGGGGUCAGGGUGACGACGUCAGCACCAAGAAGAAGAAAAGGAAGCAGAAGAAGAAGAAAAAAAGUGGUGCCACAGAAGUGUCUCAAGAUCCUCUCGCCAAGGUGAAUUCGUUGCCCGCCGACAAGCUGCAGGAGAUCCAAAAGGCUAUCGAGCUUUUCUCCGUGGGCCAAGGUCCCGCCAAAACCAUGGAGGAGGCCACCCGGAGGAGUUACCAGUUCUGGGACACACAGCCGGUGCCAAAGCUGGGUGAGACGGUGACAUCACACGGCUCCAUCGAGCCCGACAAGGACAACAUCCGUGAAGAGCCGUACAGCCUCCCGCAGGGCUUCAGCUGGGACACCCUUGACUUGGGCAACUCCGCUGUGCUGAAGGAGCUCUACACCCUCCUCAAUGAAAACUACGUGGAAGAUGACGACAAUAUGUUUCGAUUUGACUACUCCCCAGACUUCCUACUCUGGGCUCUACGGCCCCCCGGCUGGCUUCCCCAGUGGCAUUGUGGUGUGAGGGUGAACUCCAACCAGAAGCUGGUGGGCUUCAUCAGUGCCAUUCCUGCCAACAUCCGCAUCUACGACGUAGAGAAGAAGAUGGUGGAGAUCAACUUCCUGUGCGUUCACAAGAAGCUUCGAGCCAAGCGAGUCGCUCCGGUCCUGAUCCGAGAGAUCACCAGACGAGUUAACCUGCAGGGCAUCUUCCAGGCUGUCUACACGGCCGGCGUGGUUCUGCCUAAACCUGUGGGCACCUGCAGGUACUGGCAUCGCUCUCUGAACCCACGCAAACUGAUUGAGGUGAAGUUCUCCCACCUGAGCAGGAACAUGACUAUGCAGCGCACCAUGAAGUUGUACCGUCUGCCCGAGGCCCCCAAGACUUCAGGUCUGCGGCCGAUGACCAAGAAGGACGUGCCCGCCGUGCACCGCCUCCUACGCGAGUAUCUCAGCCACUUCAACCUGGUGCCUGCCAUGAACCAAGAGGAGGUGGCCCACUGGCUGCUGCCCCAGGAGAACAUCAUCGACACCUACCUGGUGGAGAAUGAUGGAAAAGUGACAGACUUCCUGAGUUUCUACACGCUGCCCUCCACCAUCAUGAACCACCCUGUGCACCGCAGUCUAAAAGCCGCCUACUCCUUCUACAACGUGCACACCACCACCCCGCUGCUCGACCUGAUGUCUGACGCUCUAAUCCUGGCCAAAUCGAAAGGGUUUGAUGUCUUCAAUGCACUGGAUCUGAUGGAAAACAAGACCUUCUUGGAGAAGCUGAAGUUCGGCAUCGGCGAUGGCAAUCUACAGUAUUACCUAUACAAUUGGAAGUGUCCCAGCAUGGGCUCAGAAAAGGUGGGGCUGGUCCUGCAGUGAUGGCCCAACCAGGAUGGAGUGUAACCGACAGACCACGUGACCGCACCAUCGCACCCGCCCCCUGACUGAUGGAGUGAAGAGCUUCAAGAGAGGAAGCUUACCGCCCAUUUUUACACUUUUUUUUUGGUUUUUUGUUUUUUUUUGGUGACCUUUUUGAACUUUGACCUGCACUAUCGCUGCCAGGCAGGGAGCUUGGGGGGGGAGGGAGGCAGCUCUACCCCCGCCCCUCCCUUCUUCACACGGACCUUAAAGCCAUUGUGGUUACAUCAGCCUAAACACGCAUCUGAGAGCUGUCCCGAUUGUACCAAAACACACACAAGACCAGUUUGCAAGUGUGGCUGCAUGCCAAACUCUCUCUGUUGGCGUAAUAAAACAUAAAAAAACCAACAAAAAAUAGCAUGUAAAUAAUCAACUCGGUGUGACUGCAAACUUCUACCCCAACACGUGCACACGAGAAACCUGCUGUUUUACUUUGGAGUGCUUUUUGCAAUUAAGAUACAUUUUGUCCGUGAGUUUUAGAGCUAAUAAGAAAUAAUGCUCAUAAUGAGGUGGCAAUAGCAUAAGAUGACAAACCUUUAUUAGUCUCACAGUGAAAGACUGAGCAGAGAUAGGAGAUAAGGGCUUUUCUCAUUCUCUCUUUAAGUCUUGUUUAUUUUCUCAUCAAAGCUUUUGUUCUAACACUUCUUGGAGAGACUGGCUUUGUCAGCAGAAGCACGGCGGGUCCAGCACAGAAGUGGAAAGGUGCGCUGAUGCAAGGAUCCGAUACGUCGUGAUAUGAUUGCAAUGUCCUCGCUGGCUUUGACCUUUGUUACCAAUAAAUCUGCUGGACAAAU